GGCAGCUCGGUCGCUUGUGCGUUCCGCUCCGGCUGCCCUCUGCGCUUGGACUCACUUCCCUAUCUGUAACGAGGUGGUGAGACGAGGCGGAGUUGACCUGGAAACCUCUCCUUGGCCACUGUCCUUUCUAAAGAACUCAUUUCCAGAGUCCACCAGCACAGAACUGGUGGGGGAGCCUCCUAGGAGCAGAGAAAAUGGCCAUCUUCAGGCAGCUGUCCCUAGGCGCGAAGGCCACCCUGGCUGCCGUCACUGUCUUCGUGUCCAUGAUCGCCUCCCGCUCGUAUCUGGCAGACAGCCUUGAGCUCAGGGCCUGGCGUUGGCUGCUUCGCUUGCAGCUUGCCCUGUUUGUCAACUCGCUCUUGCUCAUUGGCUCCCUCUACAUUUGGCGCAGCACAGUUAGCAACCUCUGCCACUCCCCAGCUGCGGAGUCGACCUGUUUUCAGCUUUGGAAGGUGGUGGUUCUGGCAUUUCUGGCCCUGGCCCAUUCCAGUUUCUUCACCAUGUUUUUUUUAGUGGCUGAGGAGCCCUAUCUCUUUUCCUUGGCAGCCUACUCCUGCCUGGGUGCUUACAUCAUCAUGCUCUUCUUCCUCUGCAUCCUCAGCGGCAUGGAGCAGGCCUACCAGCUCUUGGCCUGGCGCAGUGGUAGGGUCGUGGGCAGCCUUGACAAGACAAGGAAGCUGGUGCUCAGGCCUGCCCUGGCAGUGGGAGUGACUGCUGUGCUCAGCGUGGCCGGGAUUCUGAAUGCUGCGCAGCCCCCGGCUGUGAAAACUGUGGAGGUGCCCAUCCAUCAGCUGCCCGCCUCGAUGAACAACCUCAAGAUCGUGCUCCUCUCAGACAUUCACUUGGGCCCCACAGUGGGCAGGACCAAGAUGGAGAUGUUUGUGGGGAUGGUGAAUGUGCUGGAACCAGACGUCACCGUGAUCGUGGGUGACCUCUCCGACUCGGAAGCCUCGGUCCUGCGGACGGCUGUCGCUCCUCUGGGCCAGCUUCAUUCACGUCUCGGUGCCUACUUCGUCACAGGCAAUCAUGAGUACUACACGUCAGAUGUCAGCAACUGGUUUGCACUUCUGGAAUCCCUGCAUGUCCAGCCUCUUCAUAAUGAGAACGUGAAGAUUUCCGCCACACGGGCCCAACGUGGUGGUGGUGGCAGUGGUGGUGGGAGUGAGGAUGAGGACUGGAUCUGCUUGGCUGGGGUGGACGAUAUUGAAGCAGACAUCCUGCACUACUCUGGCCAUGGCAUGGAUCUUGACAAGGCCCUGGAGGGCUGCAGCCCAGACCAUACAAUCAUCUUGCUAGCUCACCAGCCCCUGGCUGCCAAGAGAGCUCUCCAGGCUCGGCCAGAUAUUAACCUGAUCCUUUCUGGGCACACACAUGCUGGGCAGAUCUUCCCCUUGAACGUAGCAGCCUAUCUCCUGAAUCCCUUCUUUGCUGGUCUCUACCAAGUGGCCCAGGCUACAUUCGUAUAUGUCAGCCCGGGCACAGCCUACUACGGGAUACCCAUGAGGUUGGGUAGCAGGGCGGAGAUCACAGAGCUCAUCCUGCGGCGGUCUCCCUGA
Mandrillus leucophaeus (drill) is the source of this 1556-nucleotide messenger RNA. RefSeq names its product transmembrane protein with metallophosphoesterase domain (gene TMPPE). The coding region runs from base 195 to 1556 and encodes 453 amino acids. The record is from RefSeq and is a predicted model, not a curated record. Gene Ontology annotation, molecular function: hydrolase activity. NCBI's taxonomy places the organism in Eukaryota, Metazoa, Chordata, Mammalia, Primates, Cercopithecidae. The transcript has 2 exons.